GUAUGACGCUGAAAUAGUGAAGUUAGUGAUCAAUUAAAAAAUGAUAGCAUGGGCUUCUGCUAUGAGGAAUACUGCCGAUGAAGCGAUAUGAGCACGAAUGUGUACAGUACAGGUUGUUGGGAAAUACGCAAACAAUGCACGAGAUGUGGUGUUGGAUAGUUAUUCUACAGUUUCUCCUGGCGGAAGAACUCGCCACAGGUAUUAUGCUCACAGAGGUGCGGGUGCCCAAGCACACCAUCAAGGGCCACUCGGUACGAUUGGAGUGUCAUUAUGACAUGGAAGGAGAAGCGCUCUACUCGGUGAAGUGGUACAAGGAUGGGCGCGAAUUUUAUCGAUAUGUGCCAAGAGACGAUCCGCCCGGGACAGUAUUUCCUCAACCGGGCAUCAUUGUGGAUCUGCAGAACUCGACUCGUGAGCAGGUGGUUCUGGAUCCGAUUGAUCUGUCCUCCAGCGGGAAAUAUCGAUGCGAGGUGUCAGCAGAGGCGCCUUCCUUCCAGACGGUGUCGGAUCACGGGGAAAUGCUGGUAGUCGUGCUGCCGGAGGAGGAUCCGUAUAUUACGGGCGGGAAGCCACGCUACCAGAUCGGCGAUAUCGUGCGCGUAAACUGCACAUCUGGCCGAUCGAAACCGGCGGUCCAUCUGACGUGGUACAUCAAUAGCGAGGCGGCGGAUGGGUCGCUGGUGAAACGGUUCGAGCCCAUCGUGUCCGGGCCGGAUAAGUUGGAAACUUCCAUACUGGGGCUGGAAUUCCGUGUGAAACCAAAACAUUUCAAGCGAGGUGAUAUGAAGCUCAAGUGCCUCGCCACCAUUUCAACUGUAUACUGGAAAAGCAACGAGGAGAGCGUCGAGGGCGAAAAGAUACAGAAAGCUCCCAUGCUGGAGUCGCGGCGAGCCGUGUCGAGCGACACGCGAGCGGACCGGGUUCAAGCGGCAAGCGGUGAUGCAUUGGCGAAUAAAUAUUCAUCGGGCUUGAAUUUUACAUUGCGCUGGCUGCUCACAAUAUUGGCCGCGAUCCGGUUGUGCUGUCCGCUGUUGGCCUAAAUGCAACGUAAUAGGAGCACGAGUCGGCGAGCACAAUCCCAACAAUUCGCUCUCUUCAACUAUAACAAUUUUAUUAUCAUUCACUGUAAUACAUUCCGUCCCGGGACACGGGUCGAUCGUUUUCGACCCCAACGCCAA
Anopheles maculipalpis is the source of this 1178-nucleotide messenger RNA. RefSeq lists its product as uncharacterized. NCBI's taxonomy places the organism in Eukaryota, Metazoa, Arthropoda, Insecta, Diptera, Culicidae. The transcript has 6 exons. The record is from RefSeq and is a predicted model, not a curated record. Bases 78 to 1040 code for a protein of 320 amino acids.